Molecule: messenger RNA, 2172 nt
Organism: Pelodiscus sinensis (Chinese soft-shelled turtle)
Lineage: Eukaryota; Metazoa; Chordata; Testudines; Trionychidae
Source: RefSeq, a predicted model, not a curated record
GUGAGGCCCCCAGGCAGCCGCGCUCCAUGUAGCGCCGGCAGCGGGGCCCGGCCGAGAGGCGCCCUGCCGGGGGCCUCAGAGCAGUCAUUGGACAGCGGCCCUGCGGUGGGCGGGGCGCCGAGUCGUCUCGCCCUUCUGAUUGGCUUAGUUGCCUGUCAAUCCCAGUGUGUCCCAGUUGCCCUGGUAACAGAUCCGGCUGUGGGGCUCGCGCCAUGGCCCGGCUGGAGCUGUUCUCCCACGCGGGGCUGCGCGUGCGCUACCGCGCCGGGCUCUGCUCGCUGGCGGCGCUGGGGCUGCUGCUGCUGGCGGCGCUCACCUACCUGCCGCCGCUGCUGGUGGCGUAUCGGAGCCAGGGACUUUGGCUGAAGCAAAGUACCUACAUGGAGCAGCCCACAAUACAGUUUCGAUAUGAGGUACUUCUGGUGGCUAUGACUGGAGCUGAGCCUGGCAGCUUCCUGGCUUGGAGUACAUUUCCAACCUUCAAUCGCCUCCAGCAAGACCAACUGCGAGUUCCUCUUAUCUCAAGAAUGUCAACAUUUGUGAUGCAGAGCAUGGCUUUUAUCCAGUCGUCCUCCCCUAUUCCAGGGUCCCAGCUUUAUGUGAAUGGAGACCUGAAAUUGUACCAGAGGCAAUCACUUAGCCAUUGUGGAGUAGACACCAGAUACAAUAUAUCUGUGAUCAAUGGCACAAGCCCUUUUGCAAGCGACUACGAAAUCACUAACAUCAUUGCAGCAUACCAAGAUAGAAAUGUAACAACAGUUUUUUGCGGUCCCAAUCCUGUGUGGCUGGUAGGGAGAGCUGCAGAAGCACCAUUUGUGAUUAAUGUCACUAUCCGUUACCCAAUGGAAGUUAUUUUAUAUCAGCCAGGUUUCUGGGAAAUGAUCAAAUUUGCUUGGAUCCAGUAUGUUAGUAUCCUGCUUAUCUUUCUUUGGGUGUUUGACAGAAUAAAAACCUUUGUGUUCCAGAAUCAGGUGCUAACCACAAUACCAGUGUUGCCAGUUUCCCCAAUAUCCUCUUAUAAACAGCACCAGGCCUGAUCAAAUGCCUGAAAUGACUUCAAAGAGACUCAGAUAAGAGGCUGUACUUCAUUUUCAUUUUCUUUAAAUGUGUGUAUUUCUGAAGAUGGGGAACUUUAUAAGUUACAUUCUGGAUCAUGUUCUGUUAAUGCUACCGCGGUCUAAGGUUCCAGGAUAUUUUUAUUUCUUUGUAUUUAGCAGACAUCAGGUUGCUGUGAGAGAACACUGUUUUGAGAUUUGUGUUCGGGAGUGGGAACGUGGGGGAGAGAUUUUAAAAGAAUGGGAAAGAGGCAAAGGCACACUUCCCAAGAGUUUGUGGUUCCACAUCCUCUUUCAUUGUUCUGGUACCUUAAUGUCCCUGUUCCACAAUCAUGAACAGGCAACAGCCCUGUUGCUUUCUGUGUUGCACCUUUGUUUGGAAGACAAAAUGUUAUCAUAUGAAUUAGAUUUUAUUAAAUGCCAGAUAUUUUGAACAUGUAACAUUAGGUGUCAUUUUAAUUGAAUGAUGGACAGACUUAAUUUGAUGUAUUAACAUUAAUUAUCAUUUUGACACUUUAUUAUUUAUUUGUAUUACCAUAGUACCUAGACAUGGACCAGAACCCCAGUGUGCUUGGUGCUGUGCAAGCACAGGACAAAUUGAUUAUCCCUAAGCAAAAGUACAAUUUCAGGUAUGAUGAUUGAUGACAAAUGGAUACUGAAAACAAGGAUGCAGUAAGACAGUACUGGCUAGCAUGGUAACAGUGCAGUCUAAUUUAUGCAAUCAUUACAGUAUUUGUUUGUUGGCAUCCUGGCAAAUGGGUCUUAAGGAGGGAGUUCAAGCAUGCACAAAUGAAGUUAAACCAUGGAGAAGGUAGGGUUACAAUGUAAGAAAUGUAAAACCAUGGUAAUUGGAGAUACGGAUUUAAACAUCAAAAUUGAUGAUGAGCUAGAGUGGGUAGAUCAAUUUCACAGAUCUUGGAAGCAUAAUAAGCCAAGAUGGUCCAUGUUCAGAGGAAAUAAGAAUAAGGAUCAGCAAAAUGAACAUGUCUUCGGUAAACUUAGGAAUAUUUAGAAACUUACUAUCAUAGAAUACUAGGACUGGAAGGAACCUCGAGAGGUCAUCGAGUCCAGUCCCCUGCCCUCAUGGCAGGACCCAGUACUGUCUAGAUGAUCCCUC